Molecule: messenger RNA, 2731 nt
Organism: Mangifera indica (mango)
Lineage: Eukaryota; Viridiplantae; Streptophyta; Magnoliopsida; Sapindales; Anacardiaceae
Product: AP2-like ethylene-responsive transcription factor ANT
Exons: 9
Coding region: 583-2529 (648 amino acids)
Biological process (GO): regulation of DNA-templated transcription
Molecular function (GO): DNA-binding transcription factor activity; DNA binding
Source: RefSeq, a predicted model, not a curated record
CUAUUCAAAGCCUGAGAAACAUUAAAGACUUUACUGUAUGUAGUUGUGUGUUAUAUCAAAUAGGCGCACCCACUAAGUCCACUGGUAUUUUAAGCAUAAUGAAUUACACAGAGAGAAGACAAUAACAUGGGUAUUAACUGCUGGAUUUUUGGGAGUAUUGAGGUGUUUUGUAUAUCUCUAGCUGAGGUUUCGAGGGAAAAGAUAAAGGAAGUCGAGGGAAGAGGAGCGUAGGGUAAAGCAAAAAAUUAAAGAAGAGGUCUUUCUCAUACACAGAUCCCAAUGGAAUGCUGGAUGGAUGCCCGGCAUUUGCUUGCUGGAACUCAUUCUUUUUGUUUAGUUUAAAGGAACUUGCUUUGUUUUCUUUAGAAAUCUUUUCAGUGUUAAGGAGAGAGAAAGAUUUGUGCAGUAGUUUGGAUUUGUUUAGUUGAGUCUUUAGAUUUUGUCCAAUCCUUCGUUCAACUAAGUUAAAAAAAAGACCUUAAGAUUAGCUUUGAAAAUGGGGUAAGUUGUUUAUUUGUAUCCAAUGUUGAGAUGUUUUGCAACAAGAGAAACUUGUCUAGAGGAUAGCAACUUACAGAGAAGAUGAAGUCCAUUAACGAUGAGGAUAGCAACAAUAACAACCAUAACCUCAACAACAAUGGCUGGUUAGGUUUCUCUCUUUCGCCUCACAUGAAAAUGGAAGUUACUUCUUCUUCCUCUUCUUGUUCUUCUCAUAUUCCUACAGCCAUCCCAACAAGCUUUUUUCAACCCCCAUUACAAAAUUACGGCCUUUACUAUGGCGUCGAAGUUGAUCAUCGAAAUGCUGCCUUGUACCCUUCUUUGCCUGCCAUGCCACUCAAGUCUGAUGGCUCUCUUUGCUUAAUGGAAGCUUUGACCAGGUCUCAACAGCCACAAGGAAUGGUAACAGCAACUUCAACACCAAAACUGGAAGACUUCUUUGGUAGUACUUCCAUGGGGACCCAUCACUAUGAAAGCAACGACCGAGAAGCUAUGGCUCUUAGUUUAGACAGCAGUAUCUAUUUCAACCAAAGCCCUACUCACCAAAAUCUCCUGAACCAACUCCACGAAAAUUCCAGGCUCCAACAAUAUCAAUGUUUUACUUCUUCCUAUAUGGGAGACAGAAAAGCUAAAGAAUCCCUGGUCGCAGACUGCAACCUACACCUCCCAACAAUGGAGGAUGAUGCUAUGCAUAGCAUGAAGAACUGGGUUUCAAGGGACUAUGAAACUGACCAUGAAAUGCAGCAGAAAAUGGUCUAUUGCAUGAAUGAUAAUGGAUCUGAAUCUAAUAAUAUCGGUGCAAUGUCAUAUAUGAAUUUACAGUCUUUGAGCUUAUCUAUGAGCCCUGGGUCACAGUCAAGCUGUGUCACUGCUUCACAGCAGCCCACACACACUAUGACCGACUCCAUCACCAUGGAAACUAAGAAACGAGGACCCGACAAAGGGGAUCAGAAGCAAACUGUUCAUAGGAAAUCGAUUGAUACAUUUGGUCAGAGAACCUCUCAGUAUAGAGGUGUCACAAGGCAUAGAUGGACUGGUAGAUAUGAAGCUCAUCUAUGGGAUAAUAGUUGCAAGAAAGAAGGGCAGAGUAGAAAAGGAAGGCAAGUUUAUCUGGGAGGUUAUGAUAUGGAAGAGAAAGCUGCAAGAUCUUAUGAUCUAGCUGCUCUCAAGUACUGGGGACCCUCAACACACAUAAAUUUCCCUUUGCUUCAUCAGCUGGAAAAUUAUCAACAGGAGCUUGAAGACAUGAAGGGCAUGACCAGGCAGGAGUAUGUUGCUCACUUGAGGAGGAAAAGUAGUGGCUUUUCUAGGGGAGCUUCAAUGUACAGAGGAGUAACAAGGCAUCAUCAACACGGACGAUGGCAAGCUCGAAUCGGCCGAGUUGCAGGAAACAAGGAUCUUUAUCUGGGGACAUUCAGCACUCAAGAGGAAGCUGCUGAAGCUUAUGACAUUGCUGCUAUAAAAUUUCGUGGGAUAAAUGCUGUGACAAACUUUGACAUUACAAGGUAUGAUGUCGAACGAAUCAUGGCUAGCCCAACCCUUCUUGCAGGAGAACUGGCUCGGCGCAACAAGGACAUUGAUCCUGUUCGUGUUCUUGAGGUCACUAAUCACAACAACCUUUCUGCUCAUGGAGGCGACAGGUAUCAAUCGUCAUCAUCUCAGCAGCAACUUGAGCAGAAGUUGCCAAUUAUCAUUGAUAAUUAUAAGGCUCAAGCUUUCUCAAUGGCAGCUGAAAGUGUGAUGGGGAUGGAUACAUUGAGCUCAGGUCAACAAGAGGUGGAGGAUUCAACCAAGAUGGGGAAUCAUUUAUCAAGUGCCUCUUCGUUGGUGACCACAUUGAGCAGCUCAAGAGAAUGCACCCCAGAUAGAAGCAGUGCCCCCCUGCAAUAUGCAAUGCCUGGGUCAGCGGCCAAGAUGUUCAACAGUCUAACAACCACAGUGAAUUCUUGGAUUCCUACUGCUGAGAGGAGGCCUCCUCCAAUCUCCAUGCCUUCCAACAUGCCAGUUUUUGCCAUGUGGACCGAUUCGUAGAGCUCUCUUUUGAUUUAGAUUCAAUAUCUUUUUGCAUGAACAAAACGGAAAGUUGAAGUGGGUGGGUGGGUUGUUGCUAGCUUAAUGGUGGUUCAUGUGGGACACCAGAAGAACCUAAUUUCUAACUUUAUCCUUUUAGCCUUAUAUAUGUUAUGAACAUCUUCUUAAAAAGAAAUGGUGGGGAGAAGCUUUUAAGACAUUA